AUGUUGCCUGAGAUUGUAGCAUUGGCUGUGUUCUCGGCAUUUGGCGCUGAUGCUGCCCCGUCCCCAAAAACACUCAACUCUACCAUCACGCUUCUCGUAGACAAUGACCUGCAAGGAGCCGAUAGCCCUGCCCCAAGCUCUGGGGUGGUGCUUCUGGAAGCAAGGUCAUUGGCGGAUGCCAUCAACUCUUGCCAUGCUUUGGGUGAACAGCUAUGGUCCCCGGAAUCAGCUGCGGUGAACAUCCAGUCGAAUUUGAACUACAUCAAGUUCGCAGACCUUGCCCAAGGCUACUCGCAGUUUUGGAUUGCGUCGACGAACUCAACUCCGCGGUGCAUUGAUAUCAAUGGGCAGACAGCUCUGGCGAACUCAUCCCUCUGGCUUCCUGUGCUGUGUUCGCAAACGGCACCUUUCUCGAACGAGACAUUUCAAGACGCCAGUGAGAAGUGGCAGGUGACACUGCAGUCCAAUAAUGAGUACAUCACUGGUUUUCGCGAUCGCUAUAGCUUCCGCUUCCUGGGGGUUCGAUAUGCUCCUCAGCCAAAACGGUUCACGUACUCUGCGCCAUACACUGGAAACGGGAGUGAGGUUUCUGCGACCGGAUACGCCUCCGAGUGCGCUCAGGUGGUUUACAGCUACAUCGGUAGCGAAGACUGUCUUUUCGUGAAUAUAUGGACUAGUUACCUACCAAGGCCUCAAUCGCUAGGCACAAAGCUGAGGCCAGUCAUGUUCUGGAUAUAUGGCGGCGGUUGGACUAUUGGAUCAAUCAAUGACGCCACCUUUGACGGAGGCAAUAUGGCAUCAAGAGGCGAUGUUGUCGUGGUCGCGAUCAACUAUCGGCUGUCAACGCUCGGGUUCCUCGCACUGGACGACGGGGUCACCAAUGGCAAUUAUGCUCUUGCAGAUCAGAUCAACGCACUAAACUGGGUAAGAAAGAACAUCAAAGACUUUGGCGGAGACCCAGACAAGAUCACCAUCUUUGGCCAAUCGGCUGGGGCGGGCAGCGUGAGGGCUCUGAUUGCAUCUCCGGAGGCGAUCGGAAAGUUCGCAGGAGCCAUACCGGUAAGCAAUCUAGGGGGCCUCAACUACGGUACGACGUACUCGGAAUACCUCACUAUCGAGGAGGAAAUGGUGGACGCAGGGGACGCCAUACUCGCCUCAACCAACUGCACGACCGCCACCUCUCAAGUAGACUGUCUUCGCGCUAUCCCAGCCGACACUCUUCUCAGUCUAGACGACGUGGCGAGAUAUCUGGUUAUGGACGGCACCUACCUCACAUCCGACGAGCUUCAACUGAAUGGAUCCGCCCUUCCUGUCCACCUCAUGAUAGGCACAACUCGGGACGACGGUGGCCCUAUCAUCGGCUUCCCGGCAACCACCAACCAGUCGAUGUAUCUCGCUUCCCAGGGUUGGGCUGUACCACCUGCAGACCUAUUUCCAGUCCCAUCGACUGCCAACCAAACACUAGCUCUGUUCAACUCUAGCACUCGUCUGGCAACAGACGGCAUGUUCCGGUGUAUCGAUCAGGCAACCGUCUAUGCUGGCCUCCAGAAUGACAGGUUCGGUCCUGUGUUCUUUUACCAGUUCAACCGCACAUACCAGACAACAGGCUGGCCUGGACUCGACGUCUGCGAACCGCCCAAGACCGCCGAUCACCCCAAUGGUGAUCCGAGUGGCGAAUACUUCAAGUGCCACUCCGGCGAUCUGUAUUUGAUCUUUGGUAACCUAGCGCGCGAGGGCCUGCCUAUGCGUGACGAGAAUGACCUGCCCUUCGAGCAGUUCGUCCUCGACUCCUUCAGCUCGUUCGCGAGGACGUUCGACCCUAACCCGGACUUCGGAUACCUCGCGGCUAGGGGCUACAUCGAGACACUGGAGGAACUGACUAGUUUUGGUUCGUGGAAGCCGUCGACGAAGAAUGGGAUGACGCUGCGGACGUUGCAGUGGCCGACGGUUCAGGGCUCUUUCGAGGAGCUGGAGCAGUGUGAGGCGUUGGGGUUGGGGUUGGAUUACUAUCUCAGGUAG
This is a messenger RNA of Anthostomella pinea, 2019 nucleotides long. The record is from the annotation of a GenBank genome assembly. Lineage: Eukaryota; Fungi; Ascomycota; Sordariomycetes; Xylariales; Xylariaceae.